This is a messenger RNA of Gavialis gangeticus (Gharial), 2141 nucleotides long. It is a transcript of the gene TUBB6, whose product is annotated as tubulin beta 6 class V. Gene Ontology annotation, molecular function: structural constituent of cytoskeleton; GTPase activity; GTP binding. Gene Ontology annotation, biological process: mitotic cell cycle; microtubule cytoskeleton organization. The transcript has 4 exons. NCBI's taxonomy places the organism in Eukaryota, Metazoa, Chordata, Crocodylia, Gavialidae. The record is from RefSeq and is a predicted model, not a curated record. The coding region runs from base 241 to 1581 and encodes 446 amino acids. Gene Ontology annotation, cellular component: microtubule; cytoplasm.
GAAAUGAUAGAUGAGAUGAAAUGCCAUUCACAGAGAUCCAGCCCCAGGGGAGGCUGGCCAAAGCCAGUUGCUUAGCCUGGGCUGGCUGUUUGUGCAGGGAAGCUGCACGCUGAGGAGAGCCUGGGAGGGAGGAUCACAGUCCUGGAGCCAAUAAAACAUUCACUGAGACUGCUGAACUCUGCAAAGAGUCAGAGAGAGAGAGAGAGGGGGAAAGAAAGAUUUGGCCUUGCAAAUAUCGCAAUGAGGGAAAUAGUGCACAUCCAGGCUGGCCAGUGUGGAAAUCAAAUUGGAACAAAGUUUUGGGAAGUGAUCAGUGAUGAGCAUGGCAUUGACCCAGCGGGAGGGUACGUCGGUGACUCAGCACUGCAGCUGGAGAGAAUCAAUGUCUACUAUAAUGAAUCAUCUUCCCAGAAAUUUGUACCCAGAGCAGUCUUAGUGGACUUGGAACCAGGAACCAUGGAUAGCGUGCGAUCAGGUCCAUUUGGUCAACUCUUUCGACCCGAUAAUUUCAUCUUUGGACAAACAGGUGCAGGAAAUAAUUGGGCCAAAGGACAUUAUACAGAAGGAGCAGAGCUGGUAGAUUCAGUGCUCGAUGUAGUAAGAAAAGAAUGCGAACACUGUGAUUGCUUGCAAGGAUUUCAGCUCACUCAUUCCCUCGGAGGAGGAACAGGUUCUGGCAUGGGAACACUACUCAUCAGCAAAAUCCGAGAAGAAUAUCCAGAUAGGAUAAUGAAUACGUUUAGUGUCAUGCCUUCUCCAAAAGUCUCUGACACAGUGGUAGAGCCUUAUAAUGCCACGCUCUCAGUCCACCAGCUGGUUGAAAAUACGGAUGAAACUUACUGCAUCGAUAACGAAGCUUUGUAUGACAUCUGCUUCCGCACCUUGAAGCUUACCACCCCUACAUAUGGAGAUUUAAACCACUUGGUGUCUGCUACAAUGAGUGGAGUUACCACAUCGUUGCGUUUUCCAGGCCAGCUGAAUGCUGAUCUUCGGAAGCUGGCAGUAAACAUGGUUCCAUUCCCACGCCUUCACUUUUUCAUGCCAGGCUUUGCUCCUUUGACAGCCCGGGGCAGCCAGCAAUACCGAGCACUCACAGUUCCAGAGCUCACUCAACAGAUGUUUGAUGCUAAGAACAUGAUGGCAGCCUGUGACCCAAGACAUGGACGAUAUUUGACAGUGGCCACAGUCUUCCGAGGUCCCAUGUCCAUGAAAGAGGUUGAUGAGCAGAUGCUGGCCAUCCAAAAUAAGAACAGCAGCUACUUUGUGGAGUGGAUCCCAAAUAACGUCAAAGUGGCUGUUUGUGACAUCCCACCCCGUGGCCUCAAGAUGGCCUCUACCUUUAUUGGUAACAGCACAGCUAUUCAAGAGCUUUUCAAAAGGAUCUCUGAGCAGUUUUCUGCCAUGUUUAGGAGAAAAGCCUUCCUCCACUGGUUUACAGGAGAAGGAAUGGAUGAAAUGGAAUUUACAGAAGCAGAAAGCAACAUGAAUGACCUGGUUUCGGAAUACCAGCAGUACCAAGAAGCUGCAGCAAAUGAUGGAGAGGAAGCAUUUGAAGAUGACGAGGAAGAAAUCAAUGAAUAAAACCAAUUAUCUUAUACCAGGCCAAAAUUCUUAUAUCUGGAUUUCUAAAAUUAGGUUUAAAAACCCAUAUUUAGGCUCGAAAAGAAAAAUGAAAAUGUAGUUGAUGAGUGCGUGCCCAUUUAGAUUCUGCUAACUUAAGCAGGACCUGGAGAAGCUUAGCACCUCUGAAACUCGGGCCAUUUCUGUUUAGGAGCUUAAUUUUAGGUGCCUGAUUUUAGAAUUUUGGCAUAAGAAUCUGUCCAAGGAAAUCACUAGAUUUCUUCAAAUAAGCAAAACUGUCUUUCACAGAAAGUUGUACAAGAGGCAGAAUGGAAAUGGGUAUACAUUUGGCAAAAAGGCUGAACUGUUUUAAUCAAACUGAGAACAGCAAAAACUGGUGGGUCUUCAAAGUGUAAUAUGGCACUGAAUGUACAGUACUGAACUUCCAAGAACUAAAAUCUAUUAAUACACAGAAAGAAAUGUUUUAUCCAUGUUCAACUCUUUACAUAGUAAAUCUUGAUACUGAUAUUUGACUUCAGACAUUUAACACCAAAACUAAAUAAAAAUAAGUAUCCUCUCAA